This is a messenger RNA of Penicillium waksmanii, 1659 nucleotides long. RefSeq names its product putative 2-methylcitrate dehydratase. The record is from RefSeq and is a predicted model, not a curated record. Gene Ontology annotation, cellular component: mitochondrion. NCBI's taxonomy places the organism in Eukaryota, Fungi, Ascomycota, Eurotiomycetes, Eurotiales, Aspergillaceae. The transcript has 3 exons. Gene Ontology annotation, molecular function: 2 iron, 2 sulfur cluster binding; 2-methylcitrate dehydratase activity. The coding region runs from base 1 to 1659 and encodes 552 amino acids.
AUGUCCCUUCCCGCCGUGCGACGGUUGACCCACUCAUCUCCCCGCACUUGGGCCCGCCUCCCCGUCUCCAGACUUUCCACCUUCACCUCUCCAUCUCCCGCCUCCAAGUUCGCUGCCUCUCGUCUCCUCCGAACCUCUCAGUUUUCCACCAUGUCUGCCCGUCAAUCUGGUGCCCCGGCUGCCCCGGCCGACAGGGCUUAUGACCCUGAGAUCCAGGAUAUGGCCAGCUACAUUCACCAGUACAAAGUGGAUUCCGACCUGGCUUUUGACACUGCUCGUCUCGUCUUCCUGGACACCCUGGGCUGUGGUCUCGAGGCUCUCAAAUUCAAGGAGUGCGCCAAGCUCCUCGGUCCCGUUGUUGAGGGCACCGUCGUUCCCAACGGACCCCGCGUCCCCGGUACCCCCUACCAGCUGGACCCCGUCAAUGGCGCCUUCAACAUCGGUGCCAUGAUCCGCUGGCUGGACUACAACGACUGCUGGCUCGCCGCUGAGUGGGGUCACCCCUCCGACAACUUGGGUGGUAUCCUCGCCGUCGCUGACUGGAUCUCCCGCACCAACCGUGCCGGUGGUAACCUGGGCAAUGGCAAGAUCCUCAAGGUCCGCGAUGUCCUCGAGGCCAUGAUCAAGGCCCACGAGAUCCAGGGUGUUCUGGCCCUCGAGAACUCCUACAACAAGGUCGGCCUCGACCACGUCGUGCUGGUCAAGGUCGCCACCGCCGCCGUCGUCUCCAAGAUGCUCGGCCUCACUGAGAAGCAGACCGCCGACGCCAUCACCCAGGCCUGGGUUGAUGGCCAGAGUCUGCGUACCUACCGUCACUCCCCCAACACCAUGUCCCGCAAGUCCUGGGCCGCUGGUGACGCCUGCCAGCGCGCUGUCAACCUCGUCCUGAAGGUGCAGAAGGGUGAGGGUGGUGUUCCCACCGUCCUGUCCGCCCCGACCUGGGGCUUCUACGAUGUCCUGUUCAAGGGCAACAAGUUCAAGUUCCAGCGUGACUAUGGCAGCUACGUGAUGGAGAACGUUCUGUUCAAGGUUUCCUACCCUGCCGAAUUCCACUCCCAAACUGCCAUCGAGGCAGCCGAGAUCAUCAACAAGAAGCUCGCCGACCUGGGCAAGACCGCCGCAGACAUCAAGGAAAUCACCAACCGCACCCACGAGGCCUGCAUCCGCAUCAUCGACAAGCAAUUCAAGGCGAUGGACAACUUCGCCGACCGCGACCACUGCGUCCAAUACAUGGUCGCCACCAUGCUCUCCUUCAACCGCCUCACAGCCACCGAUUACGCCGACGGUUCCGAGGCCGCCACCUCGCCCCUGGUCGAGUCCCUGCGCAAGAAGAUCAAGUGUGUCGAGGACCCCCAGUACACCGUCGACUACCACAACCCGUCUAAGCGUACCAUCCCCAACGCUCUGACCGUCACUCUGAACGACGGCACCGUUCUCGAUGAGGUUGCCGUCGAGGCGCCCCUGGGCCACCGUCUCCGUCGCGAGGAGGCCAAGCCGGAGAUUCUGGCUAAGUAUAAGCGUCACUUGCAGGCGCACUUUGACCAGGCCCGCAUCGAUGAGCUUCUGCAGGUUGGAUGGGAUCGUCCCGCGCUGGAGAACUAUGAUGUUGAUCAGUAUGUUGAUUUGUAUGUUAAGGAUAAGGUUGUGGAGUCCUCUUAG